AUGUCCCGUGGUUCUAGCACCGGUUUUGACAGCCACAUUACCAUUUUUUCACCUGAAGGUUGGCUCUACCAAGUAGAAUAUACCUUUAAAGCUAUUAACCAAGGUUGCCUUACAUCAGUGGCUGUCAGAGGGAAAGAUUGUGCCAUAAUUGUCACACAGAAGAAAGUACCUGAUAAAUUAUUGGAUUCCAGCACAGUGACUCACUUAUUUAAGAUAACCAAAAACAUUGGCAGUGUGAUGACAGGAAUGACAGCUGAUAGCAGAUGCCAGGUACAGAGGGCGCACUAUGAGGCAGCUAAUUGGAAAUACAAGUAUGGCUAUGAGAUUCCCGUGGGCAUGCUGUGUAAAAGAAUUGCUGACAUUUCUCAGGUCUACACACAGAAUGCUGAAAUGAGGCCUCUUGGUUGUUGUGUGAUUUUAAUUGGUAUAGAUGAAGAACAAGGCCCUCAGGUGUACAAGUGUGAUCCUGCAGGUUACUACUGUGGGUUUAAAGCCACUGCAGCAGGAGUUAAACAAACUGAGUCAACCAGCUUUCUUGAAAAAAAGUGA
Nycticebus coucang (slow loris) is the source of this 549-nucleotide messenger RNA. RefSeq names its product proteasome subunit alpha type-6-like. Bases 1 to 549 code for a protein of 182 amino acids. Gene Ontology annotation, biological process: ubiquitin-dependent protein catabolic process. The transcript has a single exon. Gene Ontology annotation, cellular component: cytosol; nucleus; proteasome core complex, alpha-subunit complex. NCBI's taxonomy places the organism in Eukaryota, Metazoa, Chordata, Mammalia, Primates, Lorisidae. The record is from RefSeq and is a predicted model, not a curated record.